CUGCCAGGGUGCUUGACAGUCAACCCAUCCACAGCCGUCACCCGUGGCACCCCUGCAGCUUGAUUUACUGCCGCUUUGGGCUAGCUACGAUCACGUGCAUCGGAGCUUGGGCGCGCUCUCCAGCCCCCACCACUUUGAGUUUGGUCCUGGACUCCUGUGGGCAAGGUUCUGCUGUGGAGUCAGGCAGCAUCCCCUUGGCGCGUCAACGGGAGCUCAACCGCCUUGUGCGACGCCUGUCGUUCAAGUGGAAGGCAGCUUUGGCCCCGUCAUCAGCUCCCGCCAACAACCAUCGACAACGACGAAACAACCACGACGCCCAACCCCGAGGUGCCCUUCUCACGAAACAACACACAACACGGGCGAUUGAGUCUCGAAUCCUGACGAAUAAUCGGCUCUCUGGUUUAAGAACAGCGCCCUUGCCAGAAUGCCCGGUUUCGACUUCUCGAAUUACAACCGCAAUGCGGCGUUGCAUGCUCGGGGUGUGCCGCUGCCCAAGGCGACCAGCACAGGAACGACCAUUGUCGGGUGCAUAUAUGACGGCGGUGUGGUGAUCGCCGCCGAUACACGAGCAACCUCAGGGCCAAUCGUCGCCGACAAGAACUGCGAAAAGCUGCACUACAUCUCGCCCAACAUCUGGUGCGCCGGCGCCGGCACAGCCGCCGAUACCGAGUUCACAACCGCGCUGAUCAGCUCGCAACUCGAACUCCACUCCCUCUCGACUGGCCGCAAGCCGCGCGUAGUCACCUGCAUGACGAUGCUGAAGCAGCACCUGUUCCGCUACCAAGGCCACAUUGGCGCGUACCUGGUCGUCGCAGGUGUCGAUCCAACCGGCACCCACCUGUUCACCGUCCACGCACACGGCUCGACCGACAAGCUGCCCUACGUGACGAUGGGGUCUGGUUCGCUGGCGGCCAUGUCGGUGUUCGAGACGCAGUGGAAGCCCUCGCUGACUCAAGAUGAGGCGGUGAAGCUGUGUGCUGACGCGAUCGAGGCGGGCAUUUGGAACGACCUGGGGUCGGGUAGCAACGUGGACGUGGCCAUCAUCACGGCCGACAAGACAACGCUCAAGCGAAACUACAUCAGGCCGAACGAGCGCACGCAGAAGCUCAAGAGUUAUACCUUUGAGAAGGGCACUACGGCCGUGCUCAACGAGAAGAUCAUCCGGAAGGAGGACAUUAGCAAGUUAGUUAGCGUGCAUGAGUUGACGACAGAGGAGAGCGGCGAUAAGAUGGAGGUCGACAUCUGAGCCGUUGGGCCGGGAGCUAGAUAUGUUCAUGUACAAAUAACGGGAUCAUGAAAGCAGUGGGUGACCACUCGGUAACCCAGAAAUGAAUUGCCAUCGUCGCACUGUUUUGCUGCACCGGAU
Molecule: messenger RNA, 1366 nt
Organism: Chaetomium strumarium
Lineage: Eukaryota; Fungi; Ascomycota; Sordariomycetes; Sordariales; Chaetomiaceae
Product: nucleophile aminohydrolase
Exons: 2
Coding region: 425-1246 (273 amino acids)
Cellular component (GO): proteasome core complex
Molecular function (GO): threonine-type endopeptidase activity
Source: RefSeq, a predicted model, not a curated record